Molecule: messenger RNA, 750 nt
Organism: Phoenix dactylifera (date palm)
Lineage: Eukaryota; Viridiplantae; Streptophyta; Magnoliopsida; Arecales; Arecaceae
Source: RefSeq, a predicted model, not a curated record
AUGCCCCAGGGGAAGUAUGAGAACUACACUCCCAUCAAUGCGCCCCGGGCCGAGAUCCUAAUAGAGAUAGAAGGUCGGAACUUCUUCCGACCUCUACCCCUGAUGCGGGACCAAGGAUUCCGGCGCAAUCCCUGGAAGUAUUGCCGCUUCCACCGGGACCACGGCCAUGACAAAGAGGACUGUUUCCAUCUCGGAGAUGAGAUCGAGGCGCUCAUCCGCCGUGGGGUACUCAACCGGUUUGUGCGGAAUCGGCGUGAGGAAAGAAAGCCGGAGGAAAAUGCUACACUGCCCGAGAAUCCAAAUGAUAAUAGGCCUAUCGCCGGCACCAUUAACACUAUUAGAGGAGGAAGCUCAACUGAAGAGCCAACCGAGGAGAGAACCCCUCCAAAGCGUCCGCGCACCUCCGAAGCCAUCUUGUUGUCGGAUAAGGAUUUGGAAAGAGUUGAGACUCCUCAUGAUGACGCUGUGGUCAUCUCCAUAAUUGUAAACAAGUUUGAUGUAAAGCGCAUCCUAGUUGAUAAUGGAAGCUCGGCAAAUAUUUUGUAUUAUGGUGCCUUCCAUAAGAUGGGAAUGACGGAAAGCCAGCUUCGGAGAAUGAAUGCUCCACUGGUUGGAUUCACCGGAGACUCAGUCCCGGUUGAGGGCGAGAUCAGCCUCCUUGUCACGGUCGGCCUCGCCCCUCGAGAAAGCACCGUGAGGACGGACAGCGAGCCCAUGCUCCCUCAGCCUUGUGCUCGAUUCCUCGACUAA